UCCCGAUGGACCCCUGCGAAACCGCCAUUUUGGAGUCUUCUCUCAGGAUCUCCUACCGGCUUUUCGUGCCGCUGUCGCCGCUCCCCGCGGCUUUGCCGGGCAGGAUGAAUGUGAUAGACCACGUGCGAGACAUGGCAGCCGCAGGGCUGCACUCCAACGUGCGGCUCCUGAGCAGCUUGUUACUUACAAUGAGUAAUAACAACCCUGAGUUAUUCUCCCCAUCUCAGAAGUACCAGCUUUUGGUGUAUCAUGCAGAUGCUCUCUUUCAUGAUAAGGAAUAUCGGAAUGCCGUGAGUAAGUACACCAUGGCUUUGCAGCAGAAGAAAGCCUUAAGUAAAACUUCAAAAGUGAGACCUUCAACUGGAAAUUCUGCAUCCACUCCACAGAGUCAGUGUCUUCCAUCUGAAAUUGAAGUGAAGUACAAGAUGGCAGAGUGUUACACAAUGCUAAAGCAAGAUAAAGAUGCCAUUGCUAUACUUGACGGGAUCCCUUCAAGACAGAGAACUCCCAAAAUAAACAUGAUGCUGGCAAACUUGUACAAGAAGGCUGGUCAGGAGCGCCCUUCAGUCACCAGCUACAAGGAAGUGCUGAGGCAGUGUCCGUUGGCCCUCGAUGCUAUUCUUGGUUUGCUGUCUCUCUCUGUAAAAGGUGCAGAGGUGGCGUCGAUGACAAUGAACGUGAUCCAGACUGUGCCUAACUUGGAUUGGCUCUCUGUGUGGAUCAAAGCAUAUGCUUUUGUGCAUACUGGGGACAACUCGAGAGCAAUCAAUACCAUCUGUUCACUAGAGAAAAAGUCGUUGUUGCGUGAUAACGUGGAUCUACUGGGGAGCUUAGCAGACCUGUACUUCAGAGCUGGAGACAAUAAAAACUCUGUCCUCAAAUUUGAACAAGCACAGAUGUUGGAUCCUUAUCUGAUAAAAGGAAUGGAUAUAUAUGGCUACCUCCUGGCACGGGAAGGGCGGCUGGAGGAUGUGGAGAAUCUUGGCUGCCGCCUUUUCAAUAUUUCUGAUCAACAUGCAGAACCCUGGGUGGUCUCUGGGUGCCAUAGCUUCUACAGUAAACGCUACUCUCGUGCCCUCUAUUUAGGAGCCAAGGCCAUUCAGCUGAACAGCAAUAGUGUUCAAGCUUUGUUGCUUAAGGGAGCAGCACUCAGAAACAUGGGCAGAGUCCAAGAAGCAAUAAUCCACUUUCGAGAGGCUAUACGGCUUGCGCCUUGUCGCCUAGACUGUUACGAAGGUCUCAUUGAAUGUUACUUAGCCUCCAACAGUAUUCGUGAAGCAAUGGUGAUGGCUAACAACGUUUACAAAACUCUAGGAGCAAAUGCACAGACCCUUACCCUUUUAGCCACCGUUUGUCUCGAAGACCCAGUAACACAGGAGAAAGCCAAAACUUUGUUAGAUAAAGCCCUCAACCAAAGGCCAGAUUACAUUAAGGCUGUGGUGAAAAAAGCGGAACUACUUAGCAGAGAACAGAAAUACGAAGAUGGAAUUGCUUUGCUGAGGAAUGCACUAGCUAAUCAGAGUGACUGUGUCCUGCAUCGGAUCCUGGGAGAUUUCCUUGUAGCUGUCAAUGAGUAUCAGGAAGCAAUGGACCAGUAUAGUAUAGCACUAAGUUUGGACCCCAAUGACCAGAAGUCUCUAGAGGGGAUGCAGAAGAUGGAGAAGGAGGAGAGUCCCACGGAUGCCACUCAGGAGGAGGAUGUGGACGACAUGGAAGGGAGUGGGGAAGAAGGGGACCUGGAGGGCAGCGACAGUGAGGCGGCCCAGUGGGCUGACCAGGAGCAGUGGUUCGGCAUGCAGUGAGGCAGGCGGCAGCUCGUGGCCACACUGGCCUGCCCUGCUCCGAGCAUUUCCGUGGACUGAAAGAACCGUAGGAGCCCGCUCUCUGGGAGGACAAUGACUCAGCAUGUGAUUGCAGCAGGGGUUUCUGCCCCUGGCUCCAUAUUUCUAGUAGUGACUUUGUUUUUUUAAACUGAGCCCAACCCACCUUCCAUAUAUCUCCAUCCUCCCCUGCUCCAGGCAGGGAGGACCGAGCGAGCCCUCUGGGAGGCCCACAGAUGUGCUGUGACUUCUGGGACAGAGUGCUUUUUAUAUAACUAAUUUCUAAACCUGAAUGCGAGGAAUAGACAGAGCUUUGUCUGUGAUGUUGUGGAUGGGUCACCCAGAGCCAGAGUACCAUCUCCUGAGUCGGACAGCGGCAUGGAUCGGCCCUUUUAAGGAGGAGGGAGGGUUUCCUGUCCCAGAAAUCAUCCUCCUGGGCUGUCCAAACUUCCUGGUAACCUCGCUUCCUUCUGCAAUGUUAGUAAUGCCUUAAGCUGACAGCUGCUAUUUUGCAGAACAGUUUUCCUAUUUGCUAAUUUGGUAACUUGCCUAUGAGCCCGGGCCGGAUCUGAGAAACAGGUGUGACCUAGAGCAUGAACAGAGGUGCACCUGAGUUAAUUAACAAAUAAAACUUUUUUGUACAGGAAUGGUGUUGGGUUGAUCGGAAUGGAAGCCCGUUAUCAAUUUUUUUUAUUACAAUGCAUUGAUACAACCCUAGAAUCAUUUGCCAUAAGUAGUCUCCCUUUCUUCCCAGAGUGUGGGGAGCUGGUAGGAUUGGGAAUCUCAGGAACACUGAGCUGGUCCGUCCAUCUGUGUGUUUUGGUAAAUGUCUUGAGGGGAGAGUCUUUGGCCAGAUUUUGGGCUGUUUCUGGCUGGCUGGCCUGAGUGCAAGGGCAGUGUCUGGUUUCGGCAUCUGUGGGGUCAUCAGAGGGCCUAAUCCCAAAUUCCCAUUAAAACAAAAUUAGUCAAAAGUAGUGCAAAAUGUGAUUUUUGAUGUAAGUGGAAAGUUCUAAAGUGUAAAAUCAGCGGAAAUGUAUAGUGGUUUUGGAGCUCAGAACAUCUGAUCAUUGAAAUUUUAAACGCACGGAAAGUUACUGUUAAAAGGAUCUUUCAGUAUGAGAACCAAAGCCUGGGCAGCAUCAUUCGAUAGAGCGGUUUCUAAAGAGUCCACCAGGCAGGUUGGGGUCAUGGCCUGAGUGCUCACUCGGGGUGCAGCCUCCUGCCCUUCCUCAGCAGCCUCUGAGCAGGCAUUACUUACCAGUCAGCGCGGGGAG
Molecule: messenger RNA, 3094 nt
Organism: Artibeus jamaicensis (Jamaican fruit-eating bat)
Lineage: Eukaryota; Metazoa; Chordata; Mammalia; Chiroptera; Phyllostomidae
Gene: ANAPC7
Product: anaphase promoting complex subunit 7
Exons: 11
Coding region: 6-1802 (598 amino acids)
Biological process (GO): cell division
Molecular function (GO): protein binding
Source: RefSeq, a predicted model, not a curated record